Aspergillus ruber CBS 135680 is the source of this 918-nucleotide messenger RNA. RefSeq names its product mitochondrial 54S ribosomal protein uL1m. Bases 1 to 918 code for a protein of 305 amino acids. NCBI's taxonomy places the organism in Eukaryota, Fungi, Ascomycota, Eurotiomycetes, Eurotiales, Aspergillaceae. The transcript has 3 exons. The record is from RefSeq and is a predicted model, not a curated record.
AUGUCUUCGUACGGUUCUGCCUUACCCUCUGCGGCAAGGAGUAUUCUGUCGUCAUGCCGACCUGCAGCCCGCCAGAGCCCAAUGGCCCCAUUCCUCUCGACCUUUUACCAACAGCAACUUCGUGGAGCCAAGAGCAAUAACCCUCAAGCGCAGGGCAAGGGCAAGAAGGCAGCGAAGGCGAAGCCGAAGAAGGGUGCUAGGGAAUUUACACAGAGGGAUUUGAAGGAUAUACAGCAGUUUUCUCUUUGCGAUGCCAUGAGGUAUAUCCGUGCGAUGGAAGUCGGUCGUGAGCCCACCAUCUCGAAAUACGAAAUCCACAUCCGUUUAAAAACGAAGAAGGACGGUCCGGUCAUCCGUAACAUGCUCCGAUUCCCACACUCCGUCCAGACCGAAUCCCGCAUUUGCGUCGUCUGCCCGUCAGGCACAAAGCAUGAGAAGGAUGCCCGCGCAGCAGGAGCAGUCCUUGUCGGAGAAGAUGAGGUUUUCGACGCGGUGAAGAACGGCAAAAUCGAGUUCGACCGCCUCAUCUGCCACCCCGACAGUUUGGCUGCAUUGAAUAAGGCUGGAUUGGGUCGUGUCCUUGGUCCUCGGGGGUUGAUGCCUAGUGCUAAGACGGGUACUGUGGUUGAAGAUGUGGCAUCGCGAGUCGAGAUGUUGCGGGGCGGUACGAUCUACAGAGAAAGAGAUGCUGUUAUCCGGAUACCCAUUGGUCAGCUGGCGUUCUCCCCGGAACAGUUGCGUGACAACCUGCGGGCAACCAUUGACCAGGUCAAGAAGGAUGCAUCUGGGCUUAACGACCGUAUUGUUAAGGAGAUCUAUGAAGUGGUGCUGAGUUCGACGCACGGUGCUGGCUUCAGCUUGAAUGGCGAGUUCAAGUCGGAUGACUCGCCAGAUACCACGGCUUUGCGUGGCGUGUAA